This is a messenger RNA of Humulus lupulus (European hop), 844 nucleotides long. Its product is annotated as early nodulin-93-like. The record is from RefSeq and is a predicted model, not a curated record. Bases 263 to 619 code for a protein of 118 amino acids. NCBI's taxonomy places the organism in Eukaryota, Viridiplantae, Streptophyta, Magnoliopsida, Rosales, Cannabaceae. The transcript is spliced from 4 exons.
AAAGUGGCCGCCAGCCAGAGUGGAGAGGCGGCUUUCAGUUUUGUAAACCAGGUGCUGAACACCUGAAUCUGCGUGGUUAGUAGAUUCAUUUCUUCUUCACACAAACAACCCCUCCUUUCCUACCAUUUUCUUUAUUUUUAUUUAUUUUUUGAAUAAAAUUAUAAUUCGAUUCUUCUUCUUCUCUCCUCUCCUGUCUGUCUGUCUUUAUGAUCGUCAUAAUCAAAAGUAAAUUAUAAAAAAAGAAAAAUUUGAGUUUUGAGAAAUGGGAAUUCCGUCGGAAAUGAGGGAUUUUUGGGCUAAACGCAGUCAGAGAGAACCUGUCUUACUCAUUGCUUCGCCAGCUGAAGAACGUAAGGUCUUCAACGCCAAGCAUUGCACUCAAGAAGGUGUGCGUGCUGGAUUUAAGGCAGCUUCCAUUGCUUGUGUUGUCAGUGCUGUUCCCACUUUGAUCGCUGUUCGAACAGUUCCUUGGGCAAAGGCAAACCUUAACUAUACAGCUCAAGCGCUAAUUAUUUCUGCUGCUUCAAUUGCAUCAUACUUCAUCACUGCUGAUAAAACCAUCUUAGAGUGUGCAAGAAGAAAUGCUCAGUUCGAACAAGCCUUGAGACGCCAAGACUGAUAUGAGGCAACUCUGUCCGAAGUCUGUAAGCCAAAAAUAAUUUGCAUACAACACAGUGCUUCCUUGUGGCACUUGAUGGCGCUGCUUAUACUGAUUCAAACCUGCGCCUGUUGUAUGUAUUAAUAUACCACCCUUUCUCCAUUUGUUUUCCUAAUUUAACUGCAUGUCAAUUUUAACACAAUGCUUUUGCUUGUGCAUUUCAGUAGAAUAUUACUUUUGUGCUCU